GGCAGACCUUUUUUUUUUAAAAAAAAAACGGUAUUCUUACAAAAGGAACCUUGUCGCUGUUCCAUGAAUACAGAUAUCUUUUGGUAGUUUCAUUUCAUAUUCAUUUCCCUUUUUUUUUCCAUUUCAUUUCAGGUAACCUCAGAGCUACCAUCGACGUCCUAGAUACGCAUCACACCGACCAGUACCCCCAUUCUGCACUGAUUAAUCACUAUGGAAUCCCCCAGGAGACCAUCCUUUUUGUCGGGAAUCAUCAAGCGAAGAGGCUCGAGUGCUGCCGAUGACCCUCUGAUGAACAAGAGUAUCCCGAUGGAAGUUCCAGGGAGACGCCAGCGGUCGUCGUCACUCACCCAGUCACUUAAGCUCAAGUCACUCUCGCCCAAGCGAAGCAUAGAGUGUGAUGAGAGGGCACAUACUACGCCAAUUUCGGCUGAGAGUGUUGCGCAGGCGCAACGCGAGCUCAGCGAGUUCGCGUCGAACAAGGGUAACAUUAAGGCCCCAACGCCCACGCCCAUUACACUGGGCCCCUUGCCGAUGAACGUGGCGCUCGCAAAAUUCAUUGAUCGCCAUCAUCUCAAGAGCCCGCAAAACUUGGAGCUAUUCGCAGGCACCGCGUCUAGCGCGCGGCGACUCUGCUCAAACACCAUUGACAUCUCGCUCAGCUCUUACAAUGAGCACAUCUACGUACCCUCCAACAUCUCAUCCUCUACCAACUACAACGAUGAUGCAGAAACAGAGGCGCCAGAGGAGGAUAUUGAAAGAGUAUCCUCCCCCUCUCCAGAGAGCACCCGGUUCCAUAUUUGUUCGCCGCUGUAUUUAAACUCACAGGUCGAGACGGACUCCCCGGUUGUCCACGGAUUUGUGGUAAUUGUGACCGUGAAAAGCGCCACCACCGUCGAUUCGCUCACCGUUCUGUUGAACACUGCAGCCAAGACACUCUGGCCCCAAGGCAUGCCCUACAAUAAGAGCAAGCUCAUCGACUACACCCGCAUCGGGGCGUGUGAAUGGCGGAUGAAGCUUGCCGACCACGACUGCUUCAUCGGGGAGGAUGGUGAAACGGUACCGGGUGAGGGGAACCAGCGGGAGUUGAUGAAAUACCGCUUGAUGGGCCCCAAAGACGUAACCAAAGACGAGACCGAUACCUCCUUUCCCCGGGAGAAUGUCAUUGCAUCCACGAACGAAGACAGCCAAACGAAACAAGGCAUUUACAUCUUUUUAUUACCCAUUUUGUUCCCUGCCACGCUCCCAGAAACAUCCUAUUCGCCUAACGGGGCCCUCAACCACACGUUGAACGUGGCCGUGCUGACCAUUGUUUCGGAUAAAGCAAGAGCCUACCACGCGCGCUGCCAUAUUCCGGUGGUUAAGCUCCCACCAUCGCAGUCAAUCUCUACCCUCAAUAAGCCGGUUUACGUGAACAAGGUGUGGAACGAUUCACUCAACUACGAGAUAUCCUUCCCAAACAAGUACAUCUCGCUCGGCUCAACCGAUACGGUAUUGAACAUCAAGUUGAUCCCGUUGGUAAAAAAGCUCGUUAUCAAGCGUGUGCGGGUCAACAUUACCGAGAAGAUUUCGUACUUUGCGUUGUACAAGGGCGAACACUACGAGUACGAGCAAGGCACAGAGACGUUCCCUGACUACACCAUUCCCGCGAAACAGAAGUACAAGGACCGCGUGGUGAGCUUGUACGAAGUGCGAACGACCCCGGGCGGCGAUAAGCGCGGCUUGAAAAAGUCCAAGAAAAAGGCAAAGAAGCCUGCCAUGAGCGAAGAAGUGGUGAGCUGUUUCAACGACAACUUGCUUUCUCUCUGCUUUGACGGAGGGACCGAGUCAGUCCCUGUCCAUGACCUCCCCAGCUCCCGGAAGGGCAAACCGAAAGCCCCAGAGAGCGAGGUCGCCACAUUCAACCAUCUAGGAAAGAACCGAGGCUCCCAGGACGUGAUCAUCAGCGAGCCUAUUUCCAUCGAUAUUCCCCUUUCAUUCGGCGUGGAAGCGGUGGAGGAGGAUCUCCCCGAAAAGACCAGACAUGUCCUUGGAUCGUCUAACUCAUUGGAAAUCAAGAGGAACCCCUCGGCAACGUUCACCACCCAGGCCAACCGGUCACGAGCCAAUUCUGUCAACGAUUUGGCCCCCCCGCCUAGCCUGCCCAGCACCAACGGUCGUCAUCUCGGGCACUUCAAACGCAUUCUCCACCGCCACCACGAGCCAGACUCUGCUGACUCUUUGGCGGCGCUGACGUCGUCGGCUGAGAUGACAAAAGCCAGGGAAGAUUAUGUGUUGUACCCCGACACCAACUCCAAGUUCAUGAAGAUCUCGCAUCGAAUCCAGAUUGCGUUCCGAAUCUCCAAGCUCCAGAAGCAACUCAAUCCGUUUUGGUCGGACUCGCUCUCCACCUCUGCGGAUGUCCCGAAGCACAUCGAGAAGUUGCACCACUACGAAGUGAUGAUCGACAGUCCGAUCGUGAUUUUGUCCAAAGACUGCCCUCUGGAGGCCACCACAUUGCCGCAGUAUCUGGAAAGCGGGUUUGACCUCACAGCCACAGAUACCGCCUCCAGUAGCUCCAGCUCCACCGGGGGUGUGCGGUUCAAGGAACCGGAUUACCAAUCGGUGCCGACCUGCGACUCCGAUUCCUUCUCGUCUGUGAGUGCCCCGCUUGCCAAGCCAAAGAUGGCCAUCCGACACUUUGACCCGGAGGUGUACAUCCCACCGUUGGGGGAGGAAUUGCCGACGUUUGAAGAGGCGGUCACGUGCACCCUUCCAGGCUCGCCCUUUGGCUCACCCAACUCGCGCUACUCGGUCGACUACUCGAACAUGGCGGUGAUUUCGCCGGUUUCCAGUCUUGGCUCCAGCCUGUACUCCAGAAACGGAUCCGUGAGCGGGCCUACUCCCUCCUCCGCGCCAGGAAUGUACAACAAUUUGGACUUUUUGAUGUGCGUUAACGACCGCGCUGACGAUACGGGCGGGAACGUGAUCCCAGAGCUGUCUCAUCUCAAGCAAGCUUUGUCUGGGAGCUUCUCCACUGCCCCUCUCGGUAGACCCACCGGCGGGUCGCAUGAAUCGCUUGACUCGGACAACGAGGCCGAUGGGGAGCUCUUUAACAUCGACGAAGAGGACCAUCCGCCAAGCUACGCUGAGCUGGUGCCGCUCAUAUCUCCGCUACUCGUGCCGGUCGAGACAAACGACUCGGUUGUCACCAGAACGAUCACCUUGUGCCAACCGAUGUCGAGUACGUUGACGUUGGAUGCGUAUGGCCAGAGCAUUGACUUGAUACAGGAGAGCAUGCAGAACCAUGAGAUUCACUCCACAGGGAUGUACCACUCGUAUAGAUAAUUCGUGAGUUGUAUAUUCUGUUUGAGAUGUUGUAGUGUUCUUCGUGUAAUGUGGCGGAGGCAGGGGGACCGAGCUGUAGGAAACUCAGCCGGGUGAGGUAUCUACUGGUACUGUUUCUAUGCCGGGAUAGGUACAUUCUCUCCAUAUGAAAGUAUCUCGAAU
Molecule: messenger RNA, 3486 nt
Organism: Babjeviella inositovora NRRL Y-12698
Lineage: Eukaryota; Fungi; Ascomycota; Pichiomycetes; Serinales
Gene: ECM21
Product: Ecm21p
Exons: 1
Coding region: 211-3324 (1037 amino acids)
Source: RefSeq, a predicted model, not a curated record